Molecule: messenger RNA, 1585 nt
Organism: Pocillopora verrucosa
Lineage: Eukaryota; Metazoa; Cnidaria; Anthozoa; Scleractinia; Pocilloporidae
Source: RefSeq, a predicted model, not a curated record
CACGGAGCGUCUGGAUGGGAUUAUUUAGGUAAAUUGCACUCACAUCAAAAUUUGCCGAAAUAUUUUGCUGGUAAACCAACUGCGAGGGAAUCUACCCCAUGGUGUAUUGAGAGACAGCUUCGGCUGAAGUGAUCUAUUCAAACCGAAUAUACGAGAAAAGUGUAAACUUCAUCGUGUUUGUGAUGGAUAAUCUGUACGUUGUUGACAAAAACACAGUUCGAUUCUUCCUUAACUCUAUGGCUGCCAUUCAAGCGAUAAGGAAUCGGAACCAUCGGGCAAACCUGAUACGAAGGUAUCGAACACUCAAAAAGCGAAGGAUUCGAACAUUGAUGGCGUUAAUUGCGUACAUGGAACACAGAAAGCUCACGCAAAAAUUGCAAAAACCUGAACCAGCCGGUCCACUAAAGCGAGUCUGGGUCCUUCAAAGAGAUCAAUUCAUGUUCGAGGAAUUACUCGCUGGAAAUCUUCCCAAGGAAACAUGGUAUCAGAAUUUCCAUGUCUCAAGAAAGACAUUUUUCAAAAUCUGUGAGACAGUUCGUUCUGAGUUAUCUAGGCAAGAUACGAACAUGAGACCGUCAGUCUCUUUAGAAAAGAGAGUUGCCGUCGCUUUGAACCGUCUUGCAACUGGGAGUUGUUAUACUGCUUGUGGAAUUAAUUUUGGCCUUCCCAAAUCUACGGCCAAUGUGGUUAAGAAUGAAUUUUGUGAUAUUUUGAGAAGAAAAGCGGCGAGUUUUAUCAAGUUUCCGAAAAGCGAGGUUGAAGUAGGAAAGGUUGUCAGCGAGUUUGAAGACAUUUCAAUGUUUCCUCAUGUGAUCGGUGCUUUGGAUGGAACCCACGUAAAAAUUAUCGCACCGAAAGAAAACAAGUACAAUUUUUUGGGGAAGAAAGUUUUCUACAGCGUUCUUGUUUUAGGCGUAGCUGAUAGUAACUGCAAGUUUAUCCACGCCAGUGCUGGAUUCCCUGGUGCCAUGAGCUUUGCACAGAUGCUUCGCAGCAGUGCGUUACAGCGUGACAUUCAAAAUGGCGUGAUCUUGAAUGCACCAAGUCGAAUAAUUGAUGGCAAUGAUGUAAAGCCCCUUCUUGUCGGUAACUCGAAUUUUGACCUAAAUUCUUGGCUUAUGACCCCCUAUUCACAAACUCCAAAUAUUUCUGCUGCUCAGAAUAAUUUUAACACAGCCCUUAGCUCAGCAAGGGAAAAAAUUGUGCAGACAUUUGGAUUGCUUAGGGGUCGCUGGAGGUGUCUGUUAGAGACAAUGAAGGAGGACACCUUAAGGGUACCUACCACUGUUAUCGCAUGCUGUGUUCUACACAAUCUGUGCUUGGAAAUGGAAGAUGAUGCAACCAUUGAGCCUGUUUUCAUUCACAAUGAUGUGGACCUUGAUGUUGAAAACAGCGAUGACUUACCGACAAUGAGUGAAGGUGGGAAACAAGUCAGGGAGACAAUAAAUCAAUACUUGGACACAUUUGGAUAUAAGUAGAUUGUUAUGCUAUCAUGUGCCUUUAAAAGACAAAAUGAUAUUUCUUUCCAUUCAGCAAAUUUUUUUGUAUUUCUUUUUAAGAGCUGUUCACAUAGAUUUGAAAUCAA